Molecule: messenger RNA, 1227 nt
Organism: Trichomonas vaginalis G3
Lineage: Eukaryota; Parabasalia; Trichomonadida; Trichomonadidae
Product: dolichyl-phosphate-mannose-protein mannosyltransferase protein
Exons: 1
Coding region: 1-1227 (408 amino acids)
Biological process (GO): protein O-linked glycosylation via mannose
Cellular component (GO): membrane
Molecular function (GO): dolichyl-phosphate-mannose-protein mannosyltransferase activity
Source: RefSeq, a predicted model, not a curated record
AUGGCUGGAAUAGCCAGAGCAACUCAAUACAAAGGAAAUAUUGUAUUUAGUAAAAAGCCGCACGAAUUUUACGAAAACAACGAGAUUUCAUAUGUGUCGCUUAGACUUACACCAAUUAUCUUUCAGUCCAUGUGUUUUCCUUUAAUUUAUCUUUCAAUGAGAUAUUUUCAAUUUUCAUACUUCGCUUCAUUAUCAGCAUCUCUUAUUCUCAUAUUCGAUACAUCAAUUACAGCCGAAGGCAAGUACAUUUUAUCUGAUGGACUCCUUCAUUUCUUCUCUUGUCUUCAUAUUUUUGCUGUAGCUUUACUAUAUGCCCAGAACUUAGACAUUCAAGCAAUACUUUGUGGGGUAACGCUUGGUUGUGCGAUAUCAUGCAAAAAUACCGCCCUUGGUUUAAUUAUUUUUACUGCUGUUGUACAGCUUUUUUGGAUAUAUAAUACUAUGCCAGAUGUUGCUAGUAUAUUCUAUAGAGCAGCCUUGAUCCUCUUGCCAGCUAUUUUUAUUUAUAUUUUAGGUUUUACAAUUCAUUAUUUGUUAUUAUGGGAACGUCAAGAUUCAUUUGGCUAUAUAGAUAGUCUGUCUCUUAAUUUAAUGCUUGACAAGACGAAAUUCCCUGGAUAUUUAAUAACAAAAGGAAGUAUUUUCUUUAAGAUAUUUCAAUUGUUGUUAAAAAUGCACGCAAGUAACAUGAAAAUAGUUACUCCUCAUAUAUCAGGAUCUAUGCCUAUUAAUUGGCCAUUUCUUAUGGAUCGAAGAGUAUAUUUCUACGGAGCACAGAAUAGAAUAAUAGCAUGCAUGGGAAAUCCAUUUGUAUACUAUGCUUCAAGCAUUUCGCUUGGUUUAACAAUGAUUUUGAUCUUUUUCAAACUUGAUCAUCGUCAUUUCUUCCUUUUAUUCGGUUGGAUAGUAUCUUAUAUUCCAUUUGUACUUAUUCCAAGGGUAAUGUUCUUAUACCAUUAUAUAAUACCCUUAUUCUUCGCAGUAAUGAAUUAUUCCGCUUUAAUUGAAACAAUUUUGCCACAAAAACUGGCAAAUUUUGUGUUAUUUGUUACAAUUAUUGUAUGCUGUUACGGAUAUUGGUACUUUUCUCCAUAUGUUUACGGUUCUUUCUGUCCAAACUGCGAUCAAAAGAAAAUAUGGGAUGAAAGAUGGAUCAAUGGACCGAAUACUAAGCAGAUAGAUGAUGAAGUCACUGAAGUUAGAUAUACAACACUUCCUGAAUGGUAA